AUGCACCGAGCGCAACGGCUGCUGCACCACAGCAAUGCCCUUCCCCUCCGAUCCUACCCCCAGCGGCGCCAGCAACAUGCCACGACCACCCGCCGGCAUGCGCCGCGCCGCGGCCUCCAUCUGCUCCAGCACCAGCACAUGAAGCCCGCAUCGCCGACCGAGCCGCCCUUUGUGCGCUACGACGACGCCGAAGCUCUGCAAGAGGAGCACCGCGCGCGCUUCCUCGCCUGGAAGGCCGCAUCGCACACACAAGGACAGGAAGAGGCCGUGCCGCCACCGCGGCCGCAGCUCCUCAGCUUCCAGGCCCGGCCGACAUACACCCUCGGGCGGCGGCAGGACGCGCUCACGCCCGCGCAGGCCUCGCGCCUGACCCGGCCGCUGGCCGUCUCCGCGCCACACGACGGCACCAGCGUCGCCUACACGCCGCAGGUGAAGAAGACGAACCGCGGCGGGCUCACGACGUACCACGGCCCCGGGCAGCUCGUCUUCUGGCCGAUCCUGGACAUGCACUCGCCGCUGCACGCGCGCUUCGGCGUGGCGUCGUACGCGCGGCUCCUGGAGACGACGACGCAGGCGCUGCUCGCGGAUCUCUUUGGCAUCGAGACGUACACGAACCCCGACGAGCCGGGCGUGUGGGUGGGUGCUGCUGCUGGGAAGGAGGAGGAGCGCAAGAUUGCGGCGCUGGGCGUGCACCACCGGCGGUACGUGACGGCGCUGGGCGUCGCGCUGAAUGUGCACCUGCCUGUCGCGGGGGAGGACGAGGGGGUGAACCCGUGGGCGCGGUUCGUGCCGUGCGGCUUGCAGGGCAAGCUGGUGACCUCGGUGGCCAAGGAGACGGGCAGGGCGCAAGCGGGAGGGGAGUGGGACAUGAACGGGCUGGCGGACAUGUGGGCGGCGAGGUUUGAGGAAGGAUUGCUGAAGGGGUGA
Molecule: messenger RNA, 927 nt
Organism: Akanthomyces muscarius
Lineage: Eukaryota; Fungi; Ascomycota; Sordariomycetes; Hypocreales; Cordycipitaceae
Exons: 1
Coding region: 1-927 (308 amino acids)
Biological process (GO): protein lipoylation
Cellular component (GO): mitochondrion
Molecular function (GO): lipoyl(octanoyl) transferase activity
Source: RefSeq, a predicted model, not a curated record